Messenger RNA from Megalops cyprinoides (Indo-Pacific tarpon), 2261 nucleotides. Its product is annotated as relaxin receptor 1-like. The transcript is spliced from 19 exons. Lineage: Eukaryota; Metazoa; Chordata; Actinopteri; Elopiformes; Megalopidae. The record is from RefSeq and is a predicted model, not a curated record. Gene Ontology annotation, biological process: G protein-coupled receptor signaling pathway. Bases 21 to 2261 code for a protein of 746 amino acids. Gene Ontology annotation, molecular function: G protein-coupled receptor activity; protein binding. Gene Ontology annotation, cellular component: membrane.
GUGUCCACCAAUGCAAGAUAAUGCAAGCUUAUGUAGCAGGCGUUCUCCUGUGCGGAGUGUCAGCUGCGCUGGCAUCAGUCAACAUCUCUGAGGGGAAGUCAAACUGCCCGCUGGGAUAUUUUCCUUGUGGAAAUCUGAGUACAUGUCUGCCUCAGCUGCUCCAUUGCAAUGGAGAGGAUGACUGUGGGAACCAGGCCGAUGAAGAAAACUGCGGAGACAACAAUGGAUGGCCCCAUCUUUUUGACAAAUAUUUUGGCAUCCUCAACAAUGACUUUGGAGCCAAGUCAAACAAAUGCUUGCUUGGGGCAGUUCCAGAUAAGUGUCUCUGCAGAGACCUGGAACUGGACUGUGACAGUGCUCAGCUCCAAGACAUCCCCUCCGUGUCAACAAAUGUCACUAUGAUGUCUCUGCAACGAAACAGACUGAGGAAGCUGAACGCCGACAUAUUCUAUGAUUACCAGAACCUUCAAAAACUAUAUCUUCAACACAACAGGAUACGAGUUGUGAACCCAAAUGCUUUCCGAGGACUGUAUAACCUAACAAGACUAUAUUUAAGCUACAAUAAGAUCACCAUUCUGAAGCCAGGAGUGUUCCGGGACCUUCAUCAGCUGGAGUGGCUAAUUCUGGAAAACAACAAAAUCAGCCAAAUUUCAUCCAUGACCUUUUUGGGGUUACGCUCCCUUGUGCUUCUGGUUUUGCUCAAUAAUUCUCUCAGUCAACUAGAUGACAUCUGCCUGGAGAUGUCAAGAUUGAACUGGCUUGACUUGGAGGGUAACCGGAUUGAGGCAGUUGGAAAUGUGACGUUCGGCUCCUGCAACAUGCUGACUGUACUAGUCCUGCAGCGGAACAGAAUCAGUCACUUACAUAAACAUGCGUUCUCACCGUUACAGAAACUUGGGGAACUAGAUUUAUCCAACAACAAAAUUCAAAGAAUCCCAAAGGAUUUAUUUGUAGAUCUUGGCGAGCUACUACAGCUGAAUAUUUCCUAUAACCCCAUUGUUGAAUUCCAGAUGGACCACUUUGAUAACCUACAUAAAUUAAAGUCUUUAAGCAUAGAGGGGAUCGAGAUUGGGAACAUCCAGAGAAGAAUGUUUGAGCCUCUGAAAAACCUGACACACAUAUACUUCAAAAAGUUCCAGUACUGUGGAUACGCCCCUCAUGUGCGCAGCUGCAAGCCCAACACGGACGGCAUCUCCUCCCUGGAGGACCUGCUGGCCAACAUCGUGCUGAGGGUCUUCGUCUGGGUAGUAUCGGCCACCACCUGCUUCGGGAAUAUCUUCGUCAUCGCCAUGAGGUCUUACAUCAGAUCUGAGAACAAGCUGCAUGCCAUGUGCAUCAUAUCCCUUUGUUGUGCUGACGGUUUAAUGGGUGUCUACCUGUUCGUGAUCGGGGCGUUUGACCUGAAGUUCCGGGGCGAGUAUAACCACCACGCCCAGGCCUGGAUGGACAGCGCCGAGUGCCAGGUGGUGGGGGCGCUGGCCAUGCUGUCCACCGAGGUGUCCGUCAUGCUGCUCACGUACCUGACCCUGGAGAAGUACGUCUGCAUCGUCUACCCGUUCCAGUACAUCGCCCCGAGGAGGGGCCGCACCGUCAGCGUCCUCGUCAGCAUAUGGGUCCUGGGGUUCACCAUCGCCUUCUUCCCCCUCCUCGGCAAGGGCCUCUUCCGGAACUUCUACGGCACCAACGGCGUGUGCUUCCCGCUGCACUCCGAGCAGCCAGAGACCAUGGGGGCGCAGGUCUACUCCAUCGUUAUUUUCCUUGGCCUGAACUUGGUAGCCUUUCUCAUAAUCGUCAUAUCCUAUGGGAGCAUGUUCUACAACAUACAGAGGACUGGAACCCGUGCCAAGGAGUACAGUAAUCACAUCAAGAAGGAGGUGACCAUUGCCAAGCGGUUCUUCUCCAUUGUCAUCACUGACUCGCUCUGCUGGAUACCCAUCUUUGUUCUUAAGAUUUUAUCUUUGAUGCAGGUGGAAAUACCAGGUACUAUCAGCUCCUGGGUGGUGAUAUUCAUUCUCCCAAUCAACAGCGCGCUCAACCCCAUCCUCUACACGCUGACAACACGCCCUUUUAAGGAGACCAUUCUCCAAGUGUGGGACAACUACAGACAGAGGAGGUCUCUCUCCAGCAUUCAGCAGUCUGCGUACACGCCGUCCUUUACCUGGCUGGAGAUGUGGCCCCAACAGGACCCCGCGCAGGCUGAAAUAUCAUGCACUUUGGGGAAAUCGCAUCUGCUCCCCAUGGAAAGCACAAACGGAACAUGA